Echinostoma caproni is the source of this 1209-nucleotide messenger RNA. The record is from the annotation of a GenBank genome assembly. NCBI's taxonomy places the organism in Eukaryota, Metazoa, Platyhelminthes, Trematoda, Plagiorchiida, Echinostomatidae.
AUGGGUCGUCUUAAAAUGGUACGUCACGUUCAUGCUACGGCGUUCCCGGGAAGCGACGCGCCCUGUGCUCUCCCAGUGGCUGGAGUGACACAUGAGCAAGCUGGGAACCCAAAUCAUCUACGCACCGAAUCCCGCAUCCAUGUGGCCUGCUGGAAUGUUAGAACAUUGUUAGACACAGGAAGCCAGUGUAUCACGAUGCGAUCACUGCACGACUACAAGGUAGACAUCUGUUGUCUGUCCGAAGUCCGACUACUUAACUGUGGCACAAAACUAAUAAACGUACAACAUAGCAACGCAAACUACCGGUUAUACCACAAGGGCCCAACUGACAACUCCGGUUUGCACGGAGUAGUAAGCGCCGUGAGCGGCCGGGCCAACAAUGCCAUGAUUUCAUGGGAACCAAUCUCUCCCAGAAUUGCCAUAGUGCGCUUCAGAGGGAAGCCGUUUAACCUGACUGUCAUCGCUGUAUAUGCUCCAACGUUACAUGCGAAAGAGCCCAUCAAGGACGACUUCUACAACCAAGUUCAAGACGCAGUGAAUCGCAGUCCGAGACGCGACAUCCUCGUUAUCGCAGAGGACUGGAACGCACGCACUGGUCCGUCAGACGAACUUACUCAGCAUGUUCUUGGAAAGUUAGGCCUUGUUCAACGUUGCGAAAAUGACAAACGCCUAGUUACAUUUGCUGACCCUAAUCGACUGGUCGUGACGAACACCUAUUUACAGCACCCCGGAAAACACCUGCUCAUGUGGUACUCAAAUGAUGGUAGAACAGCACACCAGAUUGAUUAUAUAUUGGCACGUGCUCGGUGGGCCUCUUCGACAGAAGACUUCCGUUCCUAUCGCGGCGCAGAAACUGGAAACAGGAAUAGUGCAGACCAUACCCUUGUACGCCCCCAUUUCAAGAUUUACCUGACUCGUCUCCCAGGCAAAUUCAACGUCACGCUCUUGGAACGACCUGAGAGAAGGCAGGCGAUGCUAAACGCAACCGCUUCCAACAUAGCUGAAACUUGCUUUGAUGACUCAACUGUCGACGCACAGUGGUCUACACUGAAGACGUCCAUCAGAGAAGCAGCGCUGGAGCAGUUAGGUGAGAUUCUUCGCCGCAAGAGAGACUGGAUCUCUGAGCGUAGACUGCAGUUGUCCACGGAAGUCAGUCCGUCUGUAUUGUUCCUUCAAAAUGUUUGUAAUCCAUUUAUCGUCCUACUGUAA